AGAAAUCGUCCUGAGGAGCUUGAGCAGACAUGGCAGACAAAACGGCUUUGGUGCUGCUGGCAGAAGGAGCCGAGGAGAUGGAGCUGGUCAUCUCAAUUGACGUCAUGCGACGUGCAGGGAUCCGCGUGAUGGUGGCUGGCGUGGCCGGCGCCUCCCCCGUGCGCUGCCGGCGAGACACGCUGGUCGUGCCAGACGUCAGCCUAGUGGAGGCCAUGACCCACGGCACGUACGACGCCGUCGUGCUGCCCGGCGGCAUCCCGGGCGCCAAGAACCUGGCUGCGUCACCUGAGGUUGGAUCGCUGUUAAGAGAGCAAGAGAGAGCUGGUCGUUUCGUAUGCGCUAUUUGUGCAGCGCCUACAGUUCUCAAGGCACACGGUGUUGGCUACGGAAAGAAUAUCACAUCUUUUCCGCCUCUUAAGGACGCCAUGGUGGAGGGCAACAAGUACAACUACAAGGAAGACAAAGUAGUCGUGGACGGAAAGCUCAUUACGAGCCGUGGACCGGGCACGGCGUUCGACUUCGCUCUGCGGAUCGUGGAGGAGAUGGUGGACAAGGAGGCAGCGCUCACCGUGGCCAAGGCGAUGCUGCUGGCAUGAGGGGGCCACGCCUCCUACGUACUCAGCGCUCACGCCAAAAUACGAGAACACACACUUUGUCCACCCUCACGUUUGCAAAUACAGUGAUAUUUCGUCUCUCCAUAUGCGUAAAUGGUCCUCGUAGUUUCGGCGUGGUAGGCAACUUAAUGGUAAUAUAAUUUGUAGAUAACGUUGAGAAUGAGCUACCAAAUUGAAGAACUGGCUGUAAACAAUGAUUAAGGACAAGCUGGAAUUUCAAGCGCAUCAAUUGUGAUUUAUUUAUUCCGGUAUGUCAUUUUUUCAAAUGUUUCCAAUAUAA
Messenger RNA from Schistocerca piceifrons (Central American locust), 894 nucleotides. RefSeq names its product Parkinson disease protein 7 homolog. Gene Ontology annotation, biological process: protein deglycation, glyoxal removal; guanine deglycation, glyoxal removal. Lineage: Eukaryota; Metazoa; Arthropoda; Insecta; Orthoptera; Acrididae. The transcript has 5 exons. Gene Ontology annotation, cellular component: cytosol; nucleus. Gene Ontology annotation, molecular function: protein deglycase activity. Bases 30 to 596 code for a protein of 188 amino acids. The record is from RefSeq and is a predicted model, not a curated record.